This is a messenger RNA of Chelmon rostratus (copperband butterflyfish), 324 nucleotides long. RefSeq names its product cocaine- and amphetamine-regulated transcript protein-like. Gene Ontology annotation, molecular function: neuropeptide hormone activity. Gene Ontology annotation, biological process: positive regulation of MAPK cascade; adult feeding behavior; negative regulation of appetite. The record is from RefSeq and is a predicted model, not a curated record. Bases 1 to 324 code for a protein of 107 amino acids. Lineage: Eukaryota; Metazoa; Chordata; Actinopteri; Chaetodontiformes; Chaetodontidae. The transcript has 3 exons.
AUGGUCAGCGCCCGAGCUUUUCUCCUCGCGGCCACCUGCUGCUGCGCCUACCUGUGGCUCGCCCGUGCGGAGGACUCCUCCCUGGAGACGCGCUCCUUGGAUUUCCCGCUGAAGACCCAACAGGAGAAAGACCUGAUCGACGCUUUGCAAGAAGUUUUGGAGAAGCUGAGGAGCAAAGAGAUGCCCUUAGAGAAAAAGCUCGGCUGGCUGCCUUCGUGUGACGCAGGGGAGCCGUGCGCCGUGCGUAAAGGCGCGCGGAUUGGCACGCUGUGCAGCUGUCCGCGAGGGACCUCCUGUAACUUCUACGUUCUCAAAUGUUUGUGA